Ilex paraguariensis (yerba mate) is the source of this 3523-nucleotide messenger RNA. The record is from the annotation of a GenBank genome assembly. NCBI's taxonomy places the organism in Eukaryota, Viridiplantae, Streptophyta, Magnoliopsida, Aquifoliales, Aquifoliaceae.
UGCUAAACCCUAGAAAUUCAAUUUCUCAAACCUAGAAAUUAAUCUCUCUCUCUCUCUCUCUCACAAACACACGCUUUUUUAUCUCUACAAGUGGUGUUGAGGUGAAUAUAGAGAUUCCUCUGGAAAAUGGUUUGAAGAAUCAAUGGUUAAAAGCAUAAGCACUGAGCCUGACUUUUUGUUCUUCAGUUGUGGACUCCGAGAGACUCGGGGCGGCAAAAGAGGAAUUUGAGAGCGUUUUCCAGAAAUGGCAACACUUGAAGAAGCUAAGAUGAGGGGAACAAACCUAGCGGAGGAUGCUGUUGUUGGCGAACCAGCUGAGUCUGAAACCCUAAUGGCCGGUUCAGCCGAGGGUCAGACAGGUUCAAAGCCUGGACCGGAUGAAAAUGGUGUUAGGGUUUCUGUCGGCAACAAGGAGGGUUUGAAUGGAGACAUUGUCAGUGGUGAUGGUAGUGUUGUAGUUGUUACAAGGCGAGUUGUUGAGACCGACAGAAUUUCAGUGGAGACUAGUUUUGGGAGGCAAAGUAGAGGGCUUUUUGGUGGUGGAGAAGAGACUUUGAAAGGGUUGGAUUCUGUUUCUGAAGUUGAGAAAAAUGAGGGUCAGAAGAUUGGGGUUGGUGGGGAUUCGAGUGUUUUUACUGGGGUUGGUUCUGAUAGGAAGUUGGAGUUCUGUAAUGGGAAUGGGAUCUCUCUUCUUUUGGAAGUUCAUGGCUCUUUGGAGAGUGUAAAUUGUGAUAGUGAGAAAAAAUGUGGAUAUGGAGACGGUAAAGGUCUUUUGCCUCAAAAUGGGGAAAACCCAGGGGAGAAAAUUGGUGAAAGAUCCAGGAAAAAAUAUAUGAAGGGUAAAGGAGGGGAGAAAGAGGAAGAUGGGGAAGUUGUGAAUCAGGAUAAUAAAGAAGAGGAUGAGGACAAUGGUGGGGAAGGUGUGGGUGCUCAAGAGCAUGUCUAUUCUGUUGGUGAUUUAGUGUGGGGUAAAAUUAGGAGUCACCCAUGGUGGCCUGGACAGAUCUAUAAUCCUUUUGAUGCAUCAGAGAAUGCUAAUAAAUUAAAGCAGAAGGAUCGACUCCUCGUGGCAUACUUUGGGGAUAGCUCUUUUUCUUGGUGCUCCCCAUCUCAGUUAAAGCCCUUUGUGGAGAAUUUCAAAGAAAUGUCAAAGCAAAGCAAUUCUAAUAGCUUUGUCAAUGCUGUUCAGAAGGCUUUGGAAGAGAUGGGUAGAGUUGUGGAGUUGGGGAUGACUUGCUCAUGUGUACCUGACAAGGAUCUGAUUGGACUCACCAGGUCCGUGACAGUGAAUGCUGGAAUUAGAACAGGAGUUCUUGUGCCUCAGGGAGAUACCGGUAAACUUUCAAGUUCUUGGCUUGAACCGGUAGAGUUAAUUGCAAAUAUCAGAUAUCUUGCUGUGGCAUUUUCUGUUACCUGUAAGCUUGAGCUGACACUGUUGAAGAGUUUACUUUCUGCCUUUUAUCGUGCAAAAGGGGUUUACUCAUUACCUGUCUACUAUGAACCUCAAGCUAUUGAAGGCCUUGACGACAAUAGUGGAAAUGGGGUAUUAGCGAUGAAUGAGGUUAGAGAUCCCAUGCAGGGCCCGAUUGAAGAAGACUGGCUUUCUUCCCCAGUAUGCCGGGCAGAGUACCAUGAGAUUUCAGAGGAUAAGCUGUAUCGAAGAAGGAAGCAGAAAAGUGUGGCUGAACUUAUGAAAGAGGAUAUGACUACUGAGCCCAAAGAUAAGAAGUGGAGUAUGACUAAAGAUGGGACACACCCUGGCAAGGCAAUGUCUGGGAAGAAAAGGGCAAAGAUGGGAGGCACUGAUAAAGCUGAGAGUCAUGGUGCCGGUGGUCUUACUUCUUCUGGGAGGAAAAGGGGGAUGAAGAUGGAUGAGAUUUAUGAAUCUUCUCAAGGGAAAGAGGACAAGGUUUGCAGUGUUGAAAAUGGUGGUUGGGAUGAGAAAGAAGAUAAGGAAAGCCUUGUGGCUAGGGGAAGGAAGAGAAACGGAGUUUCUGGUGUUGAAAAUGUUGACAGAGACACCAAAGAGGAAACCAAGAACAUAUCCUCCCCAAGGGAAAGGAAGAAAAGUAAGUACUUGACCUCUCCCUUCACAAGUCCAAUUUGGAGGGUGAGAAACUCAAGCUUUAAGCGAGUGUCAGAGAUAGAAGCUGAGGGAAUUGCCAAGAUUGCUAGGAUGGGGGAGCGGAUGACAAAGGCUGCUGGACAACUAACCGGGUCACCCCCAAUUGUGAAGUGCAGUGAUGAGAAAUUUCAGAAGAAACAGUCUAAAGAACUCAGUGAUGGGUGUGACACAUCUGGUAGCUCAUGUCCUCAGACUACUGAACAAGAUCAAGAUCAAGAACAAGAACCGAAGAAGAUUACCUUCCCCAUUGAUGGCAAUGCAUCUGUCACCAAAAUGCUGUUUUUAGUCCGGUCUGUAGCUGUUAAUUCUCUACAUUUGAGGGACAAGAGAUCACUUGCUACGAUCACUGGGUUUGUUUCUACAUUCAGAAGUUCAGUUUAUCUGAAUGGAUCCAACUACAAAAUCUACCACAAGCGACAACAUGGUAGGAAGCGGAAGUCAUUAAACUCUGAACCAGGGCCACAAGGAGAAGACCUAGACCAUACUGUUUGCGAGUCACCUGAAUCUAAAUCUCUGCGGAGAAGGAAUGAAAAGAAUGAACAACGAAAUUUGUGUGGGCCAAAACUCAAGAAAGCUGCUAAUGUGUCUGGCUUGAAGACAAAUGACAAGGAGGCUGACAAAGAUGCUUCACCUCCUGUAGCCCUUAUGGUGUCAUUUCCUCCUGGGUUUUCUUUGCCAUCGAAGGAUGAUCUUAUCAAAAUAUUUAGCAAGUUUGGUUCUCUGAAUGAAAAGGAAACAGAUAUCUUAUAUAAUUCUUAUUGUGGCCAGGUUGUUUUCUUGAGGACUUCUGAUGCUGAAGAAGCUUUGAGCUUAGUAUUAAAGAACAGCCCCUUCGGAGCUGCCAAUGUUAAUUAUCGGCUCCAGUACCCCUCAGCUGCUUUAAGUGCUCGAAAAGCUUCUAGUCCUCUGAAGAAGACACCUGCGAAUCAAGUUUCUUCUCGGCAAUCUGAUGAUGAUGGGGUGUCACAGGUUGGUUUCAUCAGGCAGAAACUUCAGAUGUUGACAUCUAUGCUGGAAAAUUAUGAUGGUGAAAUUUCGCACGAGAUGAAAUCCAGGUUGGAGGAUGAGAUGAAAUGCCUCUUGGAGAAGGUAAGCACAAUGACAGAGACUACAACAUCCUCCUAGAUAGUGCUGUAUAAAUUAUGGAGCCUCAUGUUCCUAACUUUCUUGAUAUAGUUUUUGGUCCCUUGACUGUUUGGCUCAUGGUGGAUAUAAAUGUUUCUCUAUCCCUUUAGGUUAGCCUGUAUGAAAGUGGGAGGAAGUUAUUUUUCGCUAUAGGAUUAUAUAAUUCGAUAUAGGUUUGUUAGUUCUGUUUUAUUUCUGUAACCAUUAUCAUUUGCUUUCCAGUAACAAUAGCCCAUUACAGAUAGUCUCUCUCUUCUUCCUCUCACACAAUCC